ACCUUCGCUCAGAAAAUGACAUGCACCAGCGGGGGAACGAGCAGCGCCUAUUUGAUGGACCCCCUCGCCGGCGCCUGCAGAGGAGACGGCUUCUCCUCCAGCCAGGAGAUGUACGUGCAACCCGGCGGCGACUUCAACUGCGGGGUCAUGAGGCAUUGUAGUAACCUCCCGUCUCUGUCCAAGAGGGACGAGGGCCACAGCCCCAGCCUGCCGCUCAACCCCUACCCGUCCUACCUCUCGCAGCUGGACUCCUGGGGGGAUCCCAAGAGCACCUACCGCCUGGAGCAACCUGUUGGCGGCCCUCUCUCCUCCUGCUCCUUCCCGACCAGUGUCAAGGAGGAGAAUGUGUGUUGCAUGUACGGCGGCGAGAAGCGGGGCAAGGGGGGCCCCGAACCCGCCCUUUACCCCAGCCCCCUGGCUGAGCCCUCCCUUGGGGAGCACGAGGUGCCGGUCCCCAGUUACUAUCGGACCGGCCAGAGCUACUCCGCUCUGGACAAGGCUCCGACCUGCCACCCGGCCCCUGGCGACUUCGAAUCCAGGGCGAGUUUCGAAGCCAGGGCGAACCCGGCCGCCCGGCCCGAGCACCUGGAGUCGCCGCCCCGGCUGGGGAGCAAGGCGGCCUAUGCGGAGACCCCCAGAGCAGCCAGCCAGACCCCUAGCCCGAACGAAAUCAAAACGGAAAAGACCCCGGCCGCCCCCAAAAUCAGCCCCUCGGAGAGCGAGAGGGAGCAGAGCAAAGCGACCGACACGAGCACGGAUAAUUCGGACACGGAAGGGAAAGAGGACAUAAAGGCAGAAAAUACUACAGGGAACUGGCUGACAGCGAAGAGCGGAAGAAAGAAAAGAUGUCCUUACACCAAGCACCAGACACUGGAACUGGAGAAGGAAUUUCUGUUCAAUAUGUAUCUGACGCGAGAGCGCCGCCUGGAGAUUAGCAAGAGUAUUAACCUGACGGACAGACAAGUCAAAAUCUGGUUUCAGAACCGAAGGAUGAAACUGAAGAAAAUGAACCGGGAGAACCGGAUUCGCGAACUGACCUCCAAUUUCAGUUUCACCUGAGCGCCCCGGCC
Messenger RNA from Ornithorhynchus anatinus (platypus), 1070 nucleotides. It is a transcript of the gene HOXC10, whose product is annotated as homeobox C10. The coding region runs from base 16 to 1059 and encodes 347 amino acids. Gene Ontology annotation, biological process: regulation of transcription by RNA polymerase II. The transcript is spliced from 2 exons. The record is from RefSeq and is a predicted model, not a curated record. Gene Ontology annotation, cellular component: nucleus. Gene Ontology annotation, molecular function: DNA-binding transcription factor activity, RNA polymerase II-specific; RNA polymerase II cis-regulatory region sequence-specific DNA binding. NCBI's taxonomy places the organism in Eukaryota, Metazoa, Chordata, Mammalia, Monotremata, Ornithorhynchidae.